Emiliania huxleyi CCMP1516 is the source of this 810-nucleotide messenger RNA. RefSeq lists its product as hypothetical. Bases 1 to 810 code for a protein of 269 amino acids. The record is from RefSeq and is a predicted model, not a curated record. Gene Ontology annotation, molecular function: methyltransferase activity. NCBI's taxonomy places the organism in Eukaryota, Haptophyta, Isochrysidales, Noelaerhabdaceae. The transcript has a single exon.
AUGAACAGUCUCAUGCAAGAGCUCCCAUCAAUUUACAAGAUCGCUGCGAUGCAAAUCACGCCGAUGUGGAAGCACAUGGCGGAGCACGCCUCGGUCAAGCUUAACCUUGCGCCAACGACCAUCCUCGACCUUGCGUGUGGACCUGGCGAGCCGGCGUGCACGCUCGCCAAGACCUUUCCGAAUGCAAGCGUCACCGCAAGCGACUUCACAGACGGCAUGCUCGCGCAAGCCCAGGAGCGUGUGGCUGAGAAUGGCCUCGGUGACCAGGUCACGGUCGCCAAGCUGGACUUUAACGAUCUCUCCUCGAUUGCAUCUGAGAGCAUCGACCUCGUCACGUGCAGCCUCGGCUUGCACAUCCCCGUCGACGGCCCGUCCCAGGCCCUCUCCGAGAUCAGCCGAGUGCUCAAGCCGGGCGGCACCUGCAUCGCCACAAUCUGGGAGGAGGUCAACAUGUGCGACCUGUGCAUGAAGACUAUGGAGGAGGUGACUGGGGAGCCGUUUCAGAUGCCCUUCGACCCGGUCGCGUGGGCCGGCGGCCGGAUGGACCCGCUGAUUGCAGACGCCGGCCUCACGCUGGCCAGUGGCCACAACAGCCUCGUGCCGUUUGACUUCAACCUUGGCGUGGCGAGAGGCGGCGAGGACCUCUCCUUCAAGCUGGGCAUGAUCAUGGCGCUGCCAAAGCUCGCGCAGAUGGGCAAGGUUGAGGAGGCGAAGGCGACGUACGAGAAGCACGCCAAGGCGUUCGGGCUCAACGAGAAGGGCGAGCUCGUGAUCGCGCAGGACUAUCGGCUGCUGGUGUUCAAGAAGUGA